This is a messenger RNA of Auanema sp. JU1783, 1656 nucleotides long. Lineage: Eukaryota; Metazoa; Nematoda; Chromadorea; Rhabditida; Rhabditidae. The record is from the annotation of a GenBank genome assembly.
AUGAGUUGUCCAACAGUAAGUAAUGACUCAGGUGAAUGUAUGUUUGAAAAUAAUGCUCUAGAAACAAUGUCAAAUGAUAAUACCACUAACAGACAAUCUGAAGAAGAGGCUGUCGAAAAAAUGAAGGAAAAGUGUUCAGUUUGUCUUGGAAAUAUAACAGAUCCAACUAGAUUGGAAAGUUGUGAUCAUAGUUUCUGUUAUAAUUGCAUAAGGCGAUGGCUUUUGCACUGCGAAAUCAACUCUUGUCCACUGUGCAAAAAGCCCAUAACCUGUUUACUUCGAGUAUUAAAUGCUCAUACCUCACAGAAAAUAUUAAUGAAUGAGCUAGAAGAUGAACUGGCUUCAGAAAGAAGAGCUACAAGAUGUAAUGCGGUCCCUCUCGUUUCUGAGAGAAUGUUAUUAACUAAACGAAUUCAUGAUCUCAGAGCUCUAGUCUGCCGAUUAGAGAAUUGCCCUAUGUCGAAUGAACGUGAAUAUAGAGAAAGAGUAUCAGAACUGACCGCUCUGAGGCUUCUUACUCAGUCAAUCGACGAUAGAAGUAUCACUAGAAGCGAACUCACAAGUAAUAUAAAGUUUCGUUUCGUUAUUUAUUGCUGCGAUGCUCCUGCAUUUAUCGUUGAUUCCAAUGAUAAUCCAUCACGAAGAAAUUUCACAGUUAAACUAUGUCGUGAAAACAUGGAAAGCAAUCGUGAACGGGUAGUUCCUUUCAUCAUCAAUGAGCUUAUAGUUAUUACAAAUCUCUUGAAACGCGAGCUAAGAGUUAUGACUCGCUCUGUUGAAGGACGAUACGCUGUCGCUAAUAGAAUUUUUGAGUCUUGUGGUAUAUAUCAGAUAAUGGCACCGCCUUUCAAGACGUCUUUGAUAAGUAUUGGUUUCCCUCCGUUCAUUAGUGAAAGGUUCCAGCAUGAACUUUUCGAGUUUGCUAGUAGCGGAUUGGAAUGCGAAGAUUAUUGGAAAAUAGUAGGAUAUCGUCUGAGAGGAGUUCCUGUCUCCACACCUCGACAAUCUAAUAUAGUAGUCGUUUUGGACGAUGUUCAGGAAAAUGCAGAAGAUGAGGAUGAUAUACUUAUAAUUGAAGAUCCACGUCACAAUAAUGAAUCUUCCCAAUCUCUAAUACCUUUCUCACCGGCUCUUGAAGUGGAGGAUGUUUAUGGUCAUAGAUGGGACACUGAUCCAAUGAGCUUUUAUGCUUAUCGCCCUUUUCGUCCAAGAUGUCCGCGUGUAGCAAAUUUAGGGACAACAGUUGUUCUAUCCUCGGAUGAAGAAAGUGAUGGAAACAGUGACAUCCAUGACGAUAGAAUGGACACUUCUGAAGAAUCUGCAAUAGAUAGAUCUAUUCAAAGGGAGAGUGACGCGCUCAAUGUGACGAGCUCUACUUCUACUACAGGAUCACCCGAAAAAAAAAAAACGAAAAAAACGAGUCAUAGCCUCCAACGUGCAUCUUUGAGACGGAUCGACCGAGCUAUCAAAAAGAAAGAAAUCGAUAAAAUAGAUCAAUGGGCUGAAUUCUGCUCAGAAGCAAGAGAAAGAAUAGAUCAAUUCAAAUCCAAAUGUAAAACUAGAAAAGAUGAUGGUGAUAGGCAUAGGCAUAAAGAAAGAGAUAAAUUCAGACUAGGUUAUAGAGGAUCCAGUCAUCGCAGUAGGAACUGCAAUUGA